UUUAACGCUUUCCUGAAUAAGCACACUCUCCUGCUUGCUGCUAGUAGUGUCUCGUUGGAAGGCAGCCAUAGCUGAGCAAGCCAAAGCUUUUUAUCACUCUUGUGGUGUUUAGUAGAGCUUUGCAAGAUCGAGGCAUGGAUCUUGGGCCAGUUCAUUGCUUGGCAUGCCUCCUUGUUCUUCUCCUUUUCAGCCAUGCUGCAGGGGGUGGUGCCGAGCAGACAGCAACAGAAGCGCGCCACGACGCGUCGCGACGGCUCACCGGCGUGGCGAAGCUGGAGUCGGCGCACGAGACGCCGGAGCGGGACGUGACCUCUCCGCUCGCCACCGUCCCGGUGGAGACGAACCCCACCGUGACGUCGACGAACCCCGCGGCGAUGCCGGCGACGCAGACGCCGUCGCUGGCGAACCCGGUGGCCGCGGCCGGCGGCGGGAGCUGGUGCGUGGCGAGCCUGAGCGCGAGCUCGACGGCGCUGCAGGUGGCGCUGGACUACGCGUGCGGGCAGGGCGGCGUCGACUGCUCCGCCAUCCAGUCCGGCGGCGGCUGCUUCAACCCCAACACCGUCCGCGACCACGCCUCGUACGCCUUCAACAGCUACUACCAGAAGAACCCCGUCCAGACCAGCUGCGACUUCGCCGGCACCGCCAUCCUCACCAGCAUCGAUCCCAGUUCCUCAUCGUGCAAGUACCCAUCGACGAGCACCGGCGCCUCGGUUCUGAACACGUCGACGCCGACGAACCCAGCUUUCGGAGGCUACGACAACUCUCCUCCUGGAUACAGCAACGGCAACUCCCCUCCACUGUACGGAUCCAUGUCGCCUCCGGGCUACACUGACAACGUCGGCGCCGCCGCAGCCAUGGCCGGCAGCAGGAGAAAAGUCUUGUCGCUCGCGUGCCUCGUCGUGGCAAUGGUGCCUCUGAACCUGUACGAGUGAGAAUUCAAGAUGCAGUUUCAAAUCAGUAAACUUUUGGUACUUGCAGUCUUGCACUGAUGCAACCAGAAAGCAGAGAGGGGUCUGCAGAUUAGGGUGCAAAGCUUGGAGAAGCAGGGUGACGCCGAGCAGCCCGGCAAGAUAGAUAGGAGUAUUAGAUUUCUCCUAGAUGUAGAGAAGUAGCAUGUAUCAGCUGUGAUGCUGCAUGUAACUAGGAAUCAGUAAGAACAUUGAGCUGAUCUUUUGGGUUCAUGUACGUGAAACAGUUAAUCAUCUACUUAGAUGAACAUGGAUGAGAAUGUGUGAAAUCCAUUUC
Messenger RNA from Oryza brachyantha (malo sina), 1245 nucleotides. Its product is annotated as PLASMODESMATA CALLOSE-BINDING PROTEIN 1-like. NCBI's taxonomy places the organism in Eukaryota, Viridiplantae, Streptophyta, Magnoliopsida, Poales, Poaceae. The transcript has 4 exons. The coding region runs from base 135 to 932 and encodes 265 amino acids. The record is from RefSeq and is a predicted model, not a curated record.